Messenger RNA from Linum trigynum, 3849 nucleotides. The record is from the annotation of a GenBank genome assembly. NCBI's taxonomy places the organism in Eukaryota, Viridiplantae, Streptophyta, Magnoliopsida, Malpighiales, Linaceae.
CGAGUCUUCUGAGUGGGGCAAAGUAUGAAGACAAAAUCAUCAACAUGGAAGUCUAUUCCCCUUACUCUCGAUUGUCUUGCAUCUUUAUUUCUUUAAAGGGUUUUGUGGUGUUUGAGGACUUCAGUUUUCGGCUGCAAGGAAUCAAAACUCUACAGUUGACUUACAAAGAGGUAAGCGGGAAACUAGUUAUUUGUUAAAGGUUAACUUAAUGUACAUGUAUUUUUUAUUGAAUCCAAGAUUUGAAUCUACAGUGCGGUAAAUAUUAUCAUCCAUACAUCAACGUUCGGUCAACGUUUUGGAGAGCUCUUCUAUGAGUUUGUCGACUUUACCACCCAGAUAAAUCGAGGUACUCUCUAAUAUUUUUUUCUUCCUCCACUUCCAACUCUUUUAAAAAAAUGUUAUAUCUUUUGGAUAUGGAAAAAAAAAACAUUUUCUAGAAUGUCUUCGAAAUACAUUUAUUGUAUGGAAAAUGCAUGCUUAUGUCUAACCAUCCCAUCUUGCUUAAAUUAUUAGGAAAAUGCAUUCGAUUUUAGCAACCACGAAAUAAGAAAAAGGCUGAUAAGAUUGCAUCAAUUAAUGACAUUUCGUGGAAAAAUUGAUUAGCGGCAGGUGAAACUGCGUGAUUAAGUGGUUAGAAUUACUUAGACGUGUAAGUAUUAUACAUGAAUGAUAACUGAUUGGCGACAAAUGAGUCUACAUGAUUGUGAUAGAAUUACUUGAGCAUAUAAGUAUCGUAUUCGUACAUGAACGAUAUACUUUUUUUGUUUCACGGUGACCCACAAAAAAAUAUGGUUCUUGCAUUGUGUUUUUACCUAUAGAAAAAUAAGCCAAUGAGGGAGGAUUGGUGGUGGGAUUAGUAACAUUAAUUGUUGUGCUGGCUUGACUUGUUCUUAACGCGACCAAAUUGGUUAAAUAACAAAAACCUAAACCUGGCACCAUGUUGCUUGUUCCCUUGCCAUUUUUUCAACAUACAAAACAGCCUUCUCUCAUUGAUUCUUUGUUCAGGAAUCUGGAGAAAAAAUGAACAGUAAUUAUUGAUCACAACCUUGAAAACAAACAGGAAAUGACAACUAACUUAAUACUUGUUAAUUCCAGCGGCAAGCAUGUCCCAUGAUUUUAAAUUAUUAAUUAACAUAGGAAUUUGGGUUGGAAGAAGAGCAACGGCAGAGGAAAUCAUGGUACAUAUCAAGGAUAUGAUACUAUAUAAUAAUAAUUAAGCUGUCCAGCAUGUUAUUAGCGCCUCCUGAUCUGGACCUAGUCAAGUGACUGAUCAAAUGACUAAGAAAACAAGACUUAUUAGUUUAGGAGUUUGUGAGAGCUUUAGAUUGAAGAUUAGUCGUAGAACUGCUAGAAAGAGUUGUGGUCGAAGACUAGCGGUAACCAUGCAUCAUCAUUAAUGUAUGUUCUUAGUACUAUUUGUUGAUGGAUUUAUAGGUCUGUGAACAGAUUUUGCUUUUUGAUGAAAGUGUGCUGUACUACUUUUCCAAACUGAUAAAGUUUGUCUUCCACAAGAAUGAAGCAACAAAAUCGACCGUCAUUUGCUUGUGCUAAGAACACUAUAAGCGUACAAAUCAUGUAUUUCAUCGAAUAUUAGAAAUUUGUGAGACCAAACAACCAUUGAAAUUGUGCUUAAAGAAAAACCAGAAGGAAUGAGGAGGAAGAAGUCAAUGAUUCAAUGAGCCUGCCAUUCCCAGAUAUCUAUGGCUUUCCCCAGAUAGCAAAGAAAGAGCAUUAUGCAAUUGGCUAAGCCAUCGAUCAUUCUCGAUCGGAUUGAAUACAGUUUCUCUUGUCGGUAUAUCAAUGUUCUUCAAGCAGUGUACAUUGCUUUAUAUAUAGAUACAAAGUUCAUGUAUUAGGACUAGAAUUAUAGGAGUAGUAGUUGUCAGCAGUUAUUACCACUCACUCACCAUGCCAUCUUUUAUUCUAAUCUCAACCGGUACUCUCCUUAACAGCCAUGUUCUUCCCAUUUCCUUCAAUAUGGAGUAGAAGGACCCCAUUGUCUUAAAUGAAGCCCAGCAGCACAGUGAGAGAGGAAGAAGACAAUUGAUCUACCAGUCUCUCUCAACAGCAUCAUAUCAGGUAACUUGUUAUUACAAGCUAGAUAGGUACUGAUAGAUGUGUUUGUGCAGCUGCUAGCUACAGGUUGUACAGUAUCCCAAGCUCCCCUUUUCAAUCUGUCUACAACUGAAUUGACGAUCCGUGCCUGCUGAUAGAAGCUCAUACCAACUUUACUGCCAUGAUGAUCUUUCUUUUCCUCCUCUUCUCCUGCAUCACUUUCCACCUAUACAAACUCAUAUUCCAAAACAGAUCAUGCUGCUACUUGCUCCACUAUGAGUGCUACAAGGCCACCGAUGAUAGGAAAGUCGAUGCAGAAACCUGUGCCAAGAUCGUAAUGAGGAACAAGAACCUUGGACCGCAAGAACAAAGGUUAAUCCUCCAAACCAUGGUCAGGUCUGGCCUCGGCGAUGAAACGUACUGUCCAAGAAACAUCCUCGAGGGCAGGGAAGCUGCUCCAACACUCUCCGACUCCCUCUCCGAGAUCGAUGACAUCACCUUCGACACCUUGGAUGCCCUUUUCGCCAAAACCAAAAUCUCCCCAACUGACAUUGACAUCCUAGUGGUCAAUGUCUCUCUGUUUUCCCCUGCACCUUCUCUGACUUCCAGGGUUGUCAACACGUACAAGAUGAGAGAAGGCAUCAAGACGUUCAACAUUUCUGGGAUGGGGUGCAGUGCAACCAUUGUGGCCAUCGACUUGGUGCAGCAGCUGUUCAAAACCCACAACAAGGCUCUAGCCAUAGUGGUGAGCACAGAGUCACUCGGACCAAACUGGUACUGUGGGAAGGAGAGUUCCAUGCUUGUGGCCAGCUGCCUGUGCCGCUCCGGUGGGUGUUCAAUGCUGCUCACCAGCAAUGGGAGCUUCAAGGGGAAAUCAGUGAUGAAACUGAACCAAUUGGUCAGAACCCAUUUGGGAGCAGAUGAUGAUGCUUACAACUGCUGCAUCAAAACGGAAGAUAAGCUUGGACAUCAAGGCUUCCUCCUCACCAAGGGACUCUCUAGAGCUACUUCCAUAGCCUUCACAUUGAACCUCAAGGUUCUGAUCCCCAAGAUACUCCCAGGGAAGGAUCUCCUGCUCUAUGUCUUCCACUCUUAUAGUCGAAAUAGGGCGAAAGACAGUACGGUUGCUAUUCCUUCAUCGAUUGAAGAAGCGGGAGGAGGGAUUAGCCUGAAGGCAGGAAUUGAACACUUCUGCAUACACCCUGGUGUGAGGGCACUGAUUGAUGGGGUUGGGAAGAGCUUGGGGCUGGAUGACUAUGAUCUGGAGCCGUCUCGAAUGGCAUUGCACCGAUUUGGGAACACAGCGGCUGCUGGGGUUUGGUAUGUGUUGGGUUACAUGGAGGCCAAGAAGAGGCUGAAGAGAGGUGACAGGAUACUGAUGAUUGGGUAUGGUGCAGGUUUCAAGUGCAACAGCUGUGUGUGGGAGGUGACUAGGGAUUUGACAGGUGGGAAUGUUUGGGAAGACUGCAUUGAUUCAUACCCUCUUCCUACAGUCAAUGUGAGCCCUUUCCUGGGAAUGUUUGGUUAAUGAUACGAGGCUCUCGUUCCUGGCUUUCAACAAGGUCUGAAGGCUAUUCAGGAAUGGCGUCGAUUGAUUAACUGUGCCUUUUUUUAUGAGCAGGGUUUCAUUGUAUCUGGAGUUCAUGUAUUUCAUCCAGUACUGCAUAUCAAACAUAUCAAAGUUGCUUUCUAUUCUGGGUUCUAUUAUGUAUCGGCAUUUUCCAAGUGAUCAUGCUUAAAGUUAAACCAAUGUCACCAAUUAAGUUAUAUAGCUAAUAAUUCAUCAGAACUCAC